Molecule: messenger RNA, 1896 nt
Organism: Bufo gargarizans (Asiatic toad)
Lineage: Eukaryota; Metazoa; Chordata; Amphibia; Anura; Bufonidae
Product: transmembrane protein 178B-like
Exons: 4
Coding region: 84-1013 (309 amino acids)
Cellular component (GO): membrane
Source: RefSeq, a predicted model, not a curated record
CUCCCUCCAUAGACUGAGCGGCCGCGGCGGAGGAUCUGAUGCUGGGGCCGGUGCCCGGGGUGUGAUCCACCCCCGGUGACGCUAUGAGGCUGCUGGCCGGUGCCGGUCUGUGCCUGGCCCUGUGCGCCCUGGCCCUGCUGGCGGUGGCUCUGUGCACCGAUCACUGGUACGAGACUGACGCCCGCAGACACCGGGACCGCUGCAGGAAACCGGGCGGCAAACGGAACGACCCUGGCUACAUGUACACCCCCGGGCAGCACCUGCCUCUCCGCGGAGGGGGGGCCUCCAAGAGCCGGGCGGCGCGCGCUGGAGGGGAGCUGCUGCUGCAGAGGGGGGUCCGGCUGAUCUCCAGAGCCGGGGAGCUGGGUGCGCCCCUUCUGCCCCCCGACGCCCCCCGCCCUUACCUGGCCCUGGACUCCCACUGUACCCGCCGCUUCAACUCCACCGUCUCCGGUCUAUGGAGGAAAUGCCACCGGGAGGGGUUCGACAAGGACACGGAGGAGCUCAUCCUGAAAGAAGUCGUUCAGCGCUGCACUCCAGUCAGAUAUCACUACACAUCCUCCUCGCUGCCAUCAAACCUGCCAAUCAAUGUCACCAAGACCAUCCGUCAAGACGAGUGGCAUGCUCUGCAUCUGCGGCGGAUGACAGCUGGCUUCAUAGGGAUGGCGGUCUCCAUCAUCCUGUUCGGAUGGCUCGUCGGCGUGUUGGGUUGCUGCAAGGAGCAUGACCUGAUGCAGUAUGUGGCAGGGCUGCUGUUUCUCAUGGGAGGAACAUGCUGUAUCAUCUCCCUCUGCACCUGUGUAGCCGGCAUCAAUUUUGACCUGUCUCGGUAUCCACGCUCUGUGUACGGUUUACCAGAAGACAUCAGCCAUGGGUAUGGCUGGUCAAUGUUCUGUGCCUGGGGCGGGCUGGGACUCACCCUUCUCUCCGGAUUCCUCUGCACUUUGGCUCCAUCACUCAGUGCUUCCCAGUCUGCCGUCCAAAAACCGCGGCAAGAGAACGGGGCAGUGUGACCUGUGGACUGGAGCAGAUAGGAACAACCUCUUCGAAGAGAGAAAAAAUAAAAAAAUAAAAAAGAACAUGCCACCAGACUGAGGCGCUCGUAUCCUGCUAAGGAAGUUGUUCUGUUCAACUUGUGUGUCCGACCGUGUUGAUUGCUUGUGAAAAUUACAGAAGUUCGAACUUCGUGUUAACUAAAGGGUAUUAUGGGAAACGGAGUGGAUGGGGACAGGUUACAUGGCCAGAAGGGAAUAAUGGGCUCUCUCUACUGGGAAACACCACGGAUGAAGUUCAACCAUUGGAAACGUCUAAUCUGGAAUAGACAUUAUUGGCAGGAGACGUGGAAUCCAAGAAUCCAAUCCCAGCCUUCUGGAGAAGACAUUUUCCUCUUUGUACAGAGACAUUCAUCAGUUUGGUGCAGCUAAAUGACCAUUGCCUAUGGGUUCAGUGUUUGAGAAUUUUGUAUACACACCUAUAUAGAAAUAUAACGACAGGUAGCAGAUUUUUACAUGUUUUAAUACAGUCCACAAAACCGCCUUACACGUCCGCAAUUGGCUCUGCAAACAAAAAAUUCAAAUUUUUCCGCUUGCGUCCUGAGUUUAGUGCCUUGGCACAUAACCACCCGCCCUGGGACAGGGAUACAUUAGAAAACAUACAGACCUCCUGCCGUGCCUUUCGAGUAGGUCUCUUGAGCCUACAGCAAACUCAGGCUCCAUCCGAGAAGCUUUUGGGAAUAAGGUGAAAGAAAUAUUAGGAAACCAUUACAAGAACAAAGCGCUCUGACGAUCACGUCACCCGAUCAGAGGCUCCAGGGGAUGAGAUGGACGGCUAGCCUGGUGUGUGUUGGGAGUCAGGUUAAGGUGGGAGGAGGGAACAUGUGGUCAUAGACCGCUUCUU